AGGAAGGGAGGAUUUCAUUGUCACCCACACUUCGCAUGUGCUUAGUUUGGGAGAUGAGAUUUUGCGGAAGAGUUGGUUACGGAGCAGCAGAGGCUGGAAGGGUUGGGGGAAGAGUGUUCUCCUGCCCUUCUCCUUCCCAUCAUCCUGCAUUGAAAUAGGCUGGCUCACCACCCUCCCACGACUUCCAUGCUGAGUUGUAUUGGCACCCUCCCUUUGCCUGAUUCCAAGGGCAGACACCUUUGCCUUUUCCACCUGGCGCCAGGAUGGCUGGUUGUCUUGUCCCUUCAGAGGCCGGGGGAAUCUUUUGACCUGAUUCAAAAAUGUGUUGGCCCCUUUUCAAGGAUGGAUGGAGCCCAAAGCCUAUGGGGCCCGGGUGCAGGCUUCCCUUUUAGCCCCGGACUCUCCCCUGGGCCUGGGACUGAUCUCCCGAACCAGGCUCCCUGGGGCUUGGUUGUUGUAUGUUUUCCGGGCUGUAUGGCUAUGAUUUAAAAGUAUUCUCUCCUGACGUUCCGCCCACAUCUAUGGCAGGCUUCCUCAGAGAUUGUGAGGUAUGGAGAAACUAAGCAAGGAAGCCGGGCUGUGGCGCAGGCUGUUGAGCAGCUGCAAUAAAUCACUCUGACCAUGAGGUCAUGAGUUCGAGGCCAGCCCGUGGCGGGGUGAGCACCUGUCAAUUAAAAAUAAAAAAUAGCCCCUGCUCAUUGCUGACCUAGCAACCCGAAAGAUAGUUGCAUCUAUCAAGUAGGAAAUAAGGUACCACUUAUUAAAAAAAAGUGGGGAGGCAAGGUUAACUAAUUUACAACCUGGAAUGAGGAAGUGCCGUCAGAGUGGAUGAUGAAGCAGCUGCUCCCCCCUGUGGCCAGAAUUGAACAUCCCCUCAGGAGAAGGUUAAAUUGCCUCUGCGUCUGUCUGUCUCAGUCUCUGUUUGAUGUGUUUAUGGGCAUUGAAUGUUUGCCCUAUGUAUGUAUAAUGUGAUCCGCUCUGAGUCCCCUUCGGGGUGAGAAAGAAGGGCGGAAUAUAAAUACUGUAAGUAAAUAAAUAAGGUUUAUAUAUAUCUGUGGGAAGUCCAGGUUCGGGGAAGAACUCUUGUCAGUUGGAGGCCAGUGUGAAUGUUGCAGUUAAUCACCCUAAUUUGCAUUGAAUGGCUUCAUCUACUGGCUACUUUCUGCCUGGGAGCAUCCUUUGUUAGCUGCCCCUAGUUCCUAAGUGUUGCUUCUUAUUUACUGUUCUGAUUUUUGAAUCCCUGGGGCUCUUCUGCUUGGUUUCCUCUUGCCAAGAGGGUUUUUUUCCCGCAGGCAGGCAGGGCAGAGCUUUUUCGGCAGUCACCGGCAUCUGCCCAGUUGCCACGAGGGGAAGGGGCCCUAGAGGCCCGCUCUGCCCCCCUCCUCAGCCCCAUGCCAGCCCAGGCUAACUGGCCACGUGCCCCUCUUGCUAAGCCUAUUAGAGCCAUGGGCAUUAGUCUCUAAUCUGCCAGCCAAAUCAAGGCGGGGUGUGUGUGUGUGUUUCAGCAUCCCUCCAGAGGAACCCCAUCAGGCCAGAUGUUGCUGUACAAUUAGCAAUGGGGGGGUGGGCUUAUGGAAACCCACAAGCGGAGGUACAGUUUGAGGGCAGUGGCCAGUUGGAAAUGUCGGGGAUGAUUCCCAGCCAGGAAAGCUGAGCCCGAGCCUCCUUGCUCUCUCCUCCUCUGGCUUUUGGGGUCCACAGGAAGGGCAAGGGCCACUCUACCCCGCUGGCCCAUCCCUCAGAGCUUCCUUGAGGGUGGCCCACUUGGGUCUGGAGGGGAGCGUGCAAGCGCCGGCAGCAGCGGGGGCGAGAAGGGCUUACUCUAUAAUCGCCAGCUGAGGCCCUAAUUGCAUUAGCAGCCGCUCAGCCUCCCUCUGCCGCUGCUUCUGCUGCCAUCCUGGCUCCUGCACUCCAGCCACACAGGGCCCCUUGGUGCCGACGGAGGGGGGCCAUGGAGGGGGACCGCCGGCUGAUGCCGGAGGGGCCGCGGGGCCCGUCAGAGGUGGGAGAAGAAGCCGGGACGGGGCUCACCUCGCCCCUGCCACCUUCACCUCCACCUUCGCUAUCACCCCGUGGGGGUCCGGGGUCCCGAAGCAGCCCCCGCCUGCCCCGCAGGGUCCAGUUCUCUCUGCCCCACACCUCCAUCCCAGCGCCUGCCCCCCAGCAAGAGGAGAGGGCCUUCUACCGGCGCCUGGAGCACCUGAUGGGCCCCAACGGAAGCUUCCAGGCGCUGUGGGAGGCGGGUGACUGGGAGGACCUUGCUGAAGGGAAGUGCCUGAGGAAGUGCCUGGUGAAGCAGGGCCAUGGUAGCCGGCCGCAGGCGGGGCAGGAAAUGGCCGUGAAGCUGCUGGGCGCCUUGGAGGACGGGAGCCUGGUGGAGAGGGACCCCCGGCUGACCUUCGUCCUGGGCCAAUGGGAGGCCAUCCAGGCCCUGGAGCUUGCUGUCCCCUCCAUGCAGGUGGGAGAGGUCGCCCUUUUUCUGGUCAGCCCAACCUGUGCCUAUGGCUCUCUGGGCAGGGAGCCUGACAUUCCCCCCAACGCCACUCUGCUCUAUGAGGUGACCCUGCUGCAGGUGCAGGAUGGUCCCAAUCCGGCUCUCUUGACCGCCUCAGAGCGCUUCGGACUGUGCAACCGUCGGCGGGAGUGGGGCAACUUCCACUUCGAGAGGGAGGACUUCCAGCGGGCCCUGCGCUGCUACCAGGAGGCCCUACAGCUGCUGCUCUUGCCAGGGGAAGGCACCCUGAGCCCCGAGGAGGAAGAGGAGCAGCGAGACCUGGAGCUCAAAUGCCUCAACAACUCUGCGGCUGCACAGAUGAAGCUGCAGCAGCCGGAGGAGGCCCUGGGGUCCUGCGACCGGGUCCUGCAGCUGGACCCCGACAAUGUCAAGGCACUCUUCCGGAAAGGCAAGCUGCUGUCUGAGCAGGGGGAGGACCAGGCGGCCAUGGCGGUCCUGAAGCGGGCCCUCCACCUGGACCCGGCCACAAAGACCAUCCACGCUGAGCUCUCCAAGUUGGCCAGGAAGCAAAGGGAACAGAAGGGGUCCAGCCCGGCCCUCCAAGAGGACUCCCCAGCCACGCCCGGGGCUCACGGCCCUCAGGUUAGUCGCCUGGGCAAAGGGAGGGGCCCCAUGGCAUCACCCCCCAUCCUCUUGGAGGCAGGAGAGGCAACCUCUGGUGCCAAUCCCCACUGGCGCCAAUGAUCUCGGCAUGACCACGGCGGGCUUUUGGGUGGCUGCAAAGCCGGCUGGAUUCGCACCCUUUGCUCUCCCCUUUGCAGCCAGAGGUUUCUGCCCCAUAACCAAGUUGAACGGUCAACGUGCUUAGGAAUUAGCCAGCCACUACUGAGCCAGGGGACUCUGUGGAGCUGCAGCGAAGGAGGCCGAUGUUGAGUCCGAUCAGCGCUGACCUGACCCAGCCCUGUCCCGCCAGGAGCCGCCUUCACUCUUCCGGAGCCCCUUCCCCACCUUGACCACACUCUUCCCUGGCACGUCAAGGCCUCUCUCGCUCUGUAGCCCAACCCUCCUGGGACACCGUGGGGCUGAGCCGGCAGGAGAAGAAAGGAGCAGAACUCUUUGCGCCUCCCAUCCAUUCCGGUGGCCUGGCCUCGCCUGCUGCGCUUCCCGAAGGAGCCCUGCUCUCCUGCACCUCCUCGCCUUUGCAUCUGUAAUGACACUCGGCACAUCUCUGGGACCUCUGGGAGUUGAUCCCAGACAGCGGGAUGUUUUUCUCAGAACUUGAUAAUAACAAUAAUGACCAUGUUCAAAAGCAA
Messenger RNA from Anolis carolinensis (green anole), 3768 nucleotides. RefSeq names its product FKBP prolyl isomerase 8. The coding region runs from base 1952 to 3199 and encodes 415 amino acids. Gene Ontology annotation, biological process: negative regulation of apoptotic process; protein folding. The transcript is spliced from 7 exons. NCBI's taxonomy places the organism in Eukaryota, Metazoa, Chordata, Lepidosauria, Squamata, Anolidae. Gene Ontology annotation, cellular component: mitochondrial envelope; membrane; endomembrane system. Gene Ontology annotation, molecular function: protein folding chaperone; peptidyl-prolyl cis-trans isomerase activity; protein binding. The record is from RefSeq and is a predicted model, not a curated record.